AAUGUCGAUAUAGAUAGCUAAUUUACCAGAGUUUAGUUAUAAAUCAAUUCCAAAGAGAUCAUUAGAUCUUGAGAACUUCUUUAAGGAAUUCGAAAUGAAGUAAUUCUUAGAAGAAUGUAAUUACUCACAAUAAGAAUUAUAUGUUGAAUGCCGAAAAAUGAGAUAAUUUCAAUAGAAAAGAAAAUUGAAACUAAACAAAUAUAUAAAUAGCUAUCUAGAAGCACCUUCAAUAAUUAGUCCUGUAUAAUUAUUGCUUUGAA
Paramecium pentaurelia is the source of this 260-nucleotide messenger RNA. Lineage: Eukaryota; Ciliophora; Oligohymenophorea; Peniculida; Parameciidae. The record is from the annotation of a GenBank genome assembly.